AUGAUCGCAUUUCAUGUUUUAUAUCUUUUCUAUGAUGAUGCUGAUUUUAAUAAAUAUUUAAUUAUAAACGAUAUGAAUUUAGUAUUAAAUUUAACUGAAGAUAAUUGGAAAACAUUAAUUCAAUAUGGAAAAAUAGAUCAUACAAAUGUUCCAUUAAUUGAAUGUGCUAUUUGUAUGGAACAAGGACCAUUUGUACUUUGGUUAAAAAAACCAAAUAAUCUUAAUAAUACAACAAAUGAUUUUAUUAUUAAUUUCCCAUUAGAAGGAAAUGAAAAUUUAACUAAUUGUAUUGUUUCAAAUCCAGUAUGUGAUUUUUGUUCUAAAUCUUAUAUAAAUACAACAAUGAACAAUUUAAAUGAAUUAAUAACUCUUUAUCGAAAACCAUGUUCUGGUUUUAUUCCAUUAAAUUGGUCAAUAGAUUCAAAUUGA
Messenger RNA from Rotaria sp. Silwood2, 429 nucleotides. NCBI's taxonomy places the organism in Eukaryota, Metazoa, Rotifera, Eurotatoria, Philodinida, Philodinidae. The record is from the annotation of a GenBank genome assembly.